GCAGAGUAUGUGAACUGACAUUUGGUGCUUGGAGGAUUAUCAUUGCACAUCGCUUCACAUUAAGUAAAAUGCCAGGAUUUCUUUUCCCCCACAACAACAUGACUGAAUUAAAUGGAAAAGAUGACUGCAAGCUUGGAGAAGGCAAAAUCCACAAAAAGAAGCAAAAGGCUUUUGGCUCAGAUCUCAAAACUUAUUUGAAGUCCAUGGUACCACACAUUGAAUCUGGGAUCAAGACUUCUAACUCCAGAAAUGUCAUGCUUUCUGCAGAGGAAGUAAUACAGUGGUCACAAUCUUUGGAAAAGCUCUUGGCCAGCCAAAGUGGUCAAGGUGUCUUCCGGGAGUUCCUGAAGUCAGAGUUCAGUGAGGAAAACAUCGAGUUCUGGUUGGCUUGUGAGGAUUACAAGAAAACCAAAUCUGAUCACUUACAUGGCAAAGCAGAGAGGAUUUAUGAGGAGUUUGUUCAGUCAGAUGCUAUCAAACAGAUCAAUAUUGACUAUCAGAUGAGGGAAGCAACUGCCAAAAGGGCUCAAGACCCAACUCAUACAAGUUUUGAUGAAGCCCAGAAAACAGUGUACAUCCUCAUGGAAAGGGAUUCAUAUCCCAGAUUUUUGAAAUCCAAAGCCUACCUGAACCUUUUGAACCAGCUGCAAGCCAACACUUCAAGUUGAAGUGUUUGAGGCACUGAAGACCCAAGUAGACUCUGUGUCAAAUAUCCUGUGGAAAGAUGCUUCAGGGUGGUUGGAUCUCUGCAAGGAGAACCCCUGCCAAGGGAGGAAGUGUAUGAGUGAGAUGCAAACAGCUCCAUAGCCAAGAAAGCACAGAAUAAAAGCUGGCAAGAGCGAGAGCAACACAGGGAGAAAAUCCUCUCCUCCUAUAUGCCAUGAAGUCAAGACAGAAUAUGGGUACUAUUUACUGCUUGAACUACACUGUGAACUUUGAACCAAAUCCUAGCUCCCAAAGAACUGCUGAUUAUUAGGAAGUGUAAGACUAGCAAGCUGAGUGUUGGAAAAAAGAAGAAACAGGGAUGACUGAAAAUUUUGUGCAUAACAAGAAAAUGCCCAGACAAGACUGAUGAAUGGCUUUUUUUUUUUAACCUGUGAAUUGUUAAUAAGUGUGAGUGCAUCUCCAUGAUGCUAUUAUGCUAUGUAAUUAUAAAUUGACCUGUCUUAAAAUUGAUAUAUGUUAAAUUAUAUUAGACUUACAUAAGCUGUA
Messenger RNA from Strigops habroptila (Kakapo), 1212 nucleotides. It is a transcript of the gene RGS1, whose product is annotated as regulator of G protein signaling 1. The record is from RefSeq and is a predicted model, not a curated record. Lineage: Eukaryota; Metazoa; Chordata; Aves; Psittaciformes; Psittacidae. The coding region runs from base 69 to 668 and encodes 199 amino acids. The transcript is spliced from 5 exons.